Microtus oregoni (creeping vole) is the source of this 2497-nucleotide messenger RNA. RefSeq names its product zinc finger protein 354A. The record is from RefSeq and is a predicted model, not a curated record. The coding region runs from base 131 to 1870 and encodes 579 amino acids. Gene Ontology annotation, molecular function: DNA-binding transcription factor activity, RNA polymerase II-specific; RNA polymerase II cis-regulatory region sequence-specific DNA binding. NCBI's taxonomy places the organism in Eukaryota, Metazoa, Chordata, Mammalia, Rodentia, Cricetidae. Gene Ontology annotation, biological process: regulation of DNA-templated transcription. The transcript is spliced from 5 exons.
GCGCCCUUCGAGGUGGGGGGCCGAGGUACCUAGACGGAGUCCGCGCGCGCGGCCGCUCUGAGCCUCCGUGAGGCGUGGCGGAGCCUCAGGGCGGGGAAGAUUCGUCUUCAUCUUCACCUACAGAGAGAACAUGGCUCCUGAGCAAAGGGAAGCGGGGUCUCAGGUGUCAGUGACAUUCGAGGAUGUGGCCGUGCUCUUUACUCGGGAUGAGUGGAAGAAGCUGGACCACUCUCAGAGAAGCCUGUACCGGGAGGUGAUGCUGGAGAACUACAGCAACCUGGCCUCCCUGGCAGGAUUCCCGUUUACCAAACCAAAGGUGAUCUCCCUGCUGCAGCAAGGAGAGGAUCCCUGGAAGGUGGAGAAAGAAGGACCUGGAGGCUCCUCUCUGGAAUUGAAGCACUGUCAUAGAACCACCAAGUCAACUCAAACACAAGACUCUUCAUUUCAGGAACUGAUUCUGAAAACAUCUAAAAGAAAUGAAACUUUGAACUUGAAGUCAGAAAAUCCUUUCAUAUAUGAAGGGAAAUUAGAGGAAAAGCAGGAUAAGAAUGCUUUGACUAUAGAAAGAAGCCGAAAAAACAAUGAAUUUAGUCCAAAGUCACAUGGAGAAAAAAAGUCACCAGAAUGUGAAAAACAAGACACUUUCAAGCAAAUAGCAUCAUGUAUAUCUAAUCACCCAACAACCACACCAGAUAAACGCUAUAAAUGUAGUAUGUGUGAGAAAACUUUCAUCAACACCUCAUCUCUUCGUAAACAUGAGAAAAACCACAGUGGAGAGAAAUUAUUUAAAUGUAAAGAAUGCUCAAAAGCCUUUAGCCAAAGUUCAGCCCUUAUCCAACAUCAAAUAACUCAUACUGGAGAGAAGCCUUAUGUAUGUAAAGAAUGUGGUAAAGCCUUCACUCUCAGUACAUCCCUUUAUAAACACCUAAGAACCCACACUGUAGAGAAAUCCUACAGGUGUAAGGAAUGUGGUAAAUCCUUUGGUCGAAGGUCAGGUCUUUUUAUACACCAGAAAGUCCAUGCUGGAGAUAACCCUUUUAAAUAUAAUCCAGGUAGGAAGUCAUCUAGCACAUCCCUUCCUGGGCAGAGAAUCCAUUCCAGAAAGAAGACCUACUUGUGUAACGAGUGUGGCAACACCUUUAAGUCUAGCUCAUCCCUUCGCUAUCACCAGAGAAUCCACACCGGAGAGAAACCUUUCAAAUGUAGCGAAUGUGGCAGAGCCUUCAGUCAGAGCGCUUCACUUAUUCAACAUGAAAGAAUUCACACUGGAGAAAGGCCCUACAGGUGUAAUGAAUGCGGAAAAGGCUUCACUUCUAUCUCAAGACUCAACAGACACCGAAUAAUUCACACUGGGGAGAAGUUUUAUAAUUGUAAUGAAUGUGGCAAAGCCUUAAGUUCCCAUUCAACUCUUAUUAUUCAUGAGAGAAUUCACACUGGAGAGAAACCAUGUAAAUGUAAAGUCUGUGGGAAAGCCUUCAGACAGAGUUCAGCUCUGAUCCAGCAUCAGAGAAUGCACACUGGAGAGAGACCUUAUAAAUGUAAUGAGUGUGGGAAGACAUUCAGGUGCAAUUCAUCCCUCAGUAACCAUCAGCGAAUUCAUACUGGGGAGAAGCCGUACCGAUGCCAGGAAUGUGGGAUGUCAUUUGGUCAAAGUUCAGCUCUUAUUCAGCACCGAAGGAUUCAUACUGGUGAGAAACCCUUUAAGUGCAACACAUGUGGGAAAACCUUUAGGCAGAGCUCUUCACGUAUUGCACAUCAGCGAAUCCAUACAGGAGAGAAACCCUAUGAAUGUAACACAUGUGGGAAACUUUUCAACCAUAGGUCAUCCCUUACCAAUCAUUAUAAAAUUCAUGUGGAUGAGGACUCUUAAAGUAAAUUUGCAAAUGUAAAAAGCCUUAAACCAAAGCUCUUCAGAGAAUACGUGCUUGAGAGAUAUAAUAAAAAUAAUGAAUAUGGGAGAAAAUCCACAAUCAACUAAAUGCCGUGGAUAAAUUUUGUGUAACAGGAGGAAAGUAUUCAGACCUGUUCAACACUUUAAAAAAAAUUGUUUGAGAGCCAUGCAUAGUGGUUCAUUCAUGUGGUCGUAGCUACUGAGGACCCUGAAGUAUGAGGAUUGCUUGAGUCUAUGAGUUUGAAGCAGCCUGAGGAAACCUAGGAAGAUCCCAUCUCAAAAAAAAAAAAAAAGUCAUCUGUGAUGAAGGCCCUGACUUCAGGCGUUUGUAAAAUGGUGCUUUUCUCUCUGCAGCACUGUGUGCUUGAUGUAAUUGUAAUCACAGGCAUCUAGUGCGCAGAAGGGUGUGCUGCACUUCUUAUUAGCAAAACACUAAACCCUUAUACUGGUGAUAUUUUUAUAACAUUUUAAUAAUAUCCAAGUGAUCAAAGAAGUUACACAUUUUUUAAAAGGGGCCAAAAUAAAAGAUUAAAAUGGACUAUAAUCUACCUCUUAGUCUCUGGAGUUUAUCAUUUUCUAUAUCUGAUUUCAAAUGUUGUGUGUGAA